This is a messenger RNA of Eurytemora carolleeae, 1856 nucleotides long. Its product is annotated as longitudinals lacking protein, isoforms H/M/V. The coding region runs from base 128 to 1405 and encodes 425 amino acids. The record is from RefSeq and is a predicted model, not a curated record. Gene Ontology annotation, cellular component: nucleus. The transcript has 4 exons. NCBI's taxonomy places the organism in Eukaryota, Metazoa, Arthropoda, Copepoda, Calanoida, Temoridae. Gene Ontology annotation, biological process: regulation of transcription by RNA polymerase II. Gene Ontology annotation, molecular function: DNA binding; protein binding.
CGCUGGGGAUUCAGUCGCCACGCAAGCAGCACCAAGUUAUCAUCCAUUACUGCUGCUGUAGGUUCUGCUGUCUCAAUCUAUCCUACCUAGUGGGUAGGGUUUAACAGAGAACUGAAGAGAACACAAGAUGGAACACCAGUACUCUCUCAAGUGGAACAAUCAUCCGCAGAAUAUUUCAGCUGUAUUCGCCAAAUUAAGAAAUGAAGAGCUUUUUGUUGAUGUAACCCUUGCAACUUCGGACAGGCAGAUUAUCAGAGCCCAUCGUGUUGUUCUGUCUGCUGGAAGUGUGUACCUGGAGAAGAUUUUAGCGAUCACACCUAGCGAGCAUCCUACCCUUGUUCUAUCCAACCUCAAGUAUAAAGAACUUAAACUCCUGGUUGAUUUUAUGUACUCAGGUGAGAUAUCUGUAGAUCAACCUCUACUGGGAAGCCUCCUAGAGGCCGCUAACUGGCUCCAGGUUAAGGGUCUCUAUGAGAAUGGAUUGGAACAGGAUCCGGAGCUAGAACAUGAGCGUUCAGAAACUGAACCUAGUAUUGCAAGUAGUGAACCCAAAUCUCCGGUAACUCUAGAUCUAGACCAAUAUCGUAGAAAGAGGAACCACAGCGAGGAGAGCGAGAUCAGAUGUGAAUCCCCUGAAUCCCAGAAGAACUCCUCACCCCCAACCAAAGUACCCAGAUCUGUGUUUGGAUUGACGAACACGGGUUGGAUAAUGGAUUCAAUCAAGGAAAAGUGUAGUGAAGAAGUCAAAGUAAAUGAUAUGCCAGACAUUCCAAACCUUCUUAACCUAGCAACCCAUCAAAAUUUUUUACAGCAUUUAAAAACUGAAUCGCCCAGUAAACCUGUUCUAGAACCCUCUAUAAACGAACACAUGCUUCAAGCAAUGCAACUCUGUGGAACAUCGUAUCUAAGUCAGCUCGCAGCACUCCAGAACUGUUCCCAGAGCAAACCCAUGUCUUCAUUCACCGGUUCUUUCACGUCCUACGCAACCAGCAAUGCAAUGUCCUCCGGUUUCAAGGGCGGACUCCUCAACUCUGCUCCGGUCCGGAGAUACAAACAGUAUUCAGAGGAUACUCUCCAGGCAGCGUUAAAGGAGAUCAUGGAGGGACAGUCUAUCAAUAGGUCGAGUAUGAAGUAUAAUAUCCCUGCUAGAACACUACGGGAUUGGAUGAAAAGGUUGAAUAUCAAGUCUGUGUAUACACACCAUGCCAAGGAUAAGGAUGGGAGUAUAGGAAGCACGAGCCCGGAGCCGGAGAUAAAUCUAUCUUUAAGUGAAAAAUUUAGAAACGUGGCUUUCCCUGGACUAUCGGCCAACAGCUCCGGAGAUAUCGACGAAGAUGACACUGAAACCCUGAAAAUUGACGAGAGUUGUCAAAGUUUCAGUUCAGUCGCGGAAAUGGCGGCGUAAACAUUUGCAUUUUGCUUUCUUUGUGGCAUUUAUAGUUUAUAUUGAUAUAUUAUAUAUUUUAUUAUUAUCGCACGUGGCAUUUUCCCCCCGGGGCAUUUAUUCAUUUGAUAAAACAACAAGACAACGUCUUCCAUUUAAUGUUUAAAGAUUAAACUAGUGUCUGAAUGAAUGUAGCAAAUGUUUUUAAAAAGUGUGUUUGUGAUAUUUUUGUUUUUCCAUUGUUCUGCACCAAUAUUUACUAGAGUUUAUGCACUGUAUUCGCACUGUAACCGAGUACUGUCCGUAUUGGCUUUCACCAAAAGUGCCUUUUUAACCCUUUUAACAGGUUUAUAUUAUUUAGUGCCAUUAUCAUGAUUAUUUGUACAUUCCUCUAUAAUGUGAUGACUGAGUUAUUGAGCUUUCAUAAUAAAGUUUUGCAAGUUAGUAUUUUCUAAUAAAUGAAGUGAAAUAA